Oikopleura dioica is the source of this 1347-nucleotide messenger RNA. The record is from the annotation of a GenBank genome assembly. Lineage: Eukaryota; Metazoa; Chordata; Appendicularia; Copelata; Oikopleuridae.
AUGGUCACGCAUUUUGGCUCACUCGAAUUGCCCAAGCCAAUCGAGAAGAAAUCUCCUGCUUUGAUCGACCUCACAGCUGAAGGAUAUCGAAAUGCUGAUGGAUCUCUUUGCAACUUCCCAGUUGUUGAAGCAAUUCGAAGCUCGAUCGCGAUGGAUGUCACUUUAAAUCACGAGUAUUUGCCAAUUCGAGGGCUAGAAAGCUUCCAGGAUUCUGUUUUGCGCCUGAUUCUGGGAAAUUGCUCACCAGCAAUUAUCAACAACAACGGGAUCUGCAGCCAGACGCUUGGCAUCAAGAAUUCCUUUCGUAUUGCAGCGGACUUUCUCAAACAAACUGACCGACUCGCGAAUACAGUUCUUAUUCCUCAACAAACCGAUAACUCCAGAAGAGAGAUUUUCGAAGCAGCUGGCUUCAUGAAUAUCAAAAACUAUUCGUUCCUCACAUUUUUCGAUAACAGCCAGAUAUUUGAUAUGAGCGCUUUUUCGAAAGCUACUGAUGAUAUCCCUCGCGGUUCAAUUUUACUUUUGAGUCCUUCUUCUCAAUAUCCAACAGGCGUUCCCAUCGAUCGAGCGCAAUGGGAAGAAAUCGCCACAAUAGUCAUUUCUAAACGGAUCUUUGUUAUCUUCGACACUCCCUUCCUUGGUUUCGGGACUGGCGAUAUAGCAGAAGAUUCAUGGCCGAUCCGAUACUUUGCCAAACUUGGGCUUUCGUUUAUGGUUGCGGUUUCUUUCACUGAGAACUUUGGAAUACACGAUGAUCCGUGUGGAGCUUUGAUUCUAGUUGCUGACAACACUGUGAACGCGUCCAACUGUGCCAGCCAAAUAGAAAGCAUUAUAAGCGCCAGCUACACAAAUCCACCGCAACAGGGCGCUAGGAUCGUCACAACAGUACUGAACAACGACUGCUAUCGACGAGAAUGGAAUAGGAUUCUCUGUGAGGUUUACGAUCAUGCUCAAGCUUGGAGAAAAAAGUUCUACGAGCUCACGAGAAUGAAGGGCUUUACAAAGUCAUGGAAAUUCAUCACUGACCAAGAAGGCCUCUUUAUUUUCACAGCUCUUUCAGCCGAGGAAAUCGACUAUAUAAGAGAAGAGUACUCCAUCGCCAUCAGAGAUGAUGGUGCUAUCAACAUUUCCACAAUCAACGAUGACAAUAUCCACACGAUUGUCGGCGCUCUUUUGAAAUCGUCAAUUAAUUUCCGAAGCAUUUAUUUGCCGUUACUUCUUCUAUUUUUCUAUUGCUCUUUCAAUCUAUUUUUCUACUUCAAAAAUAUUCUAACAUCUAACGUCCAGAAAUUCGAAAUCAUGGAGAAUAGUCAUGGCUUCAGUUUUGUUAUUGAUUUGAUUUAUUGA